UCGACGGCCGUUAUCACUGGUAUUGAAUUGAGUAUGUCGGGCAGUAUGGUCGGCUCCCAGGCGUUUUGCAAAGUCAUGGGAAAUUGGGUUGAAGCUUCCGAUGCAUAUGUAGUACCAGCCGGGCACGUUUCUGCAUGGACUGCUGCUGCAACCCCUGCCCAGUUCGUUGGUAUCUACCUUGCCGGUUUUAUUUCGGAUCGGUACGGUCGCAAAUAUGUCGUACAGGGGUCCAUGGUCAUCAUCUUCGUCGGCGCUAUCAUCGAGACAUUCUCCAGGAACUGGAUUGACUGGCUGGUCUCCAAGGCCGUCAUGGGUCUUGCUAUUGGCACCAUCCAGUCCAGUACCUCAACCUAUGUGGCAGAAAUCAGUCCUCGCGAGCUGCGUGGUGGCGCGCUGAUCGGAUUCCAGGUCUUCACCAACAUCGGCAAUCUCCUUUCUGCAGUGAUUCUCGACUUGUGCACCAAGGCCAUCACCGAUCCGGCCGACACCAAGCAGUACAAGAUCCCUCUGUACAUCAUGAUUGCACUCCCUGUUAUCCUCUCCAUUGGCAUUUUCACCAUGCUUGUCGAGUCUCCAUCAUGGCUUGUCGUUAAAGAUGACCUGGCUGGUGCCCGGAAGUCUAUCCAAUGGAUCUAUCCCUACAUGACCCCCGAAGAGGUGGAGGUCGAGCUGGCCAAGAUCCGGUACACUGUUGAGAAGGAGUGUGAACAGGCUGAAGCGAGCGUUUCCUGGCUCAUGUGCUUCCGCGGUACCAACUUCCGCAGAACCAUUGUGGCUCUGGUACCCGGUGUUGCGUGGAUCAUGUCUGGAUACAUCAUGCUUUGCGCAGACUUCUUCGACCUGGCCGGACAGGAGAACGCGCUCCAGUCGACUGUGAUCGUGCAGUGCACCGGUCUUUUCUUCAACCUUGUCGCCGUCGCACUGGUGGAAAACAAACGCGUUGGACGUUUCCUGAUCUACAUGAUCGGUCUGUUCUUCCAAGCGGGUGGCAUGCUCAUGAUCGGAGCUGUAGGUGCUCGCUGGGGUAACCCAGGCGGCAGCACUCUUGCCGGCAACCUCCUCAUUGCCGGCCUGGUCAUCUCCAACAUGGGCAGCCAGCUGGGUCCUCAAGCGGUCAGCUACCUGUACACCUCGGAAUCAGGCAGCACCCUCCUGCGAGCCAAGACCACCUCAGUCUCGCAAUCGAUCAUCGCUGUUCUGGGCCAGACCUCGGGCGUCUAUCUGCCUUUCAUGCUGUCCAGCUGGGGACCCAAGACGGGCUUCUUCUUCGGUGGCUUCGGUUUCUUUUUCUGGAUUAUCUCCUUCUUUGUGGUGCCAGACUAUACCGGGCGCUCCCACGCUCAGAUCGACGAGCUGUUCACCCGCAAGAUCUCCGCCAGGAAGUUUGCCUCCACCGAGUGCACUGGCAAUUACGGCCGUGAUGUGCUCCAUGAAACCGAGAUGCAUUGA
This is a messenger RNA of Penicilliopsis zonata CBS 506.65, 1449 nucleotides long. RefSeq lists its product as hypothetical. The record is from RefSeq and is a predicted model, not a curated record. NCBI's taxonomy places the organism in Eukaryota, Fungi, Ascomycota, Eurotiomycetes, Eurotiales, Aspergillaceae. The annotation marks the transcript as partial. Gene Ontology annotation, molecular function: carbohydrate:proton symporter activity. Gene Ontology annotation, cellular component: membrane. Gene Ontology annotation, biological process: carbohydrate transport; transmembrane transport. The transcript has 6 exons.